CGUCCUUGGUUGUGGCAAAGGCUCUUAGCUGCUAUUCUCACUACCGACGCCAGGCGGCGUUUCAAGACCCGGUGCAUUGCAUUCUGGGCCAGUGGCUGUCAGGAAAACUAGCCAAGAUGUCGGCCCUAACUGUGAUGGGAGAGCGCUCCACUGGAGAUAACAUCCGCACACAGAACGUUAUGGCUGCGACGUCCAUAGCUAACAUUGUGAAGAGCUCUCUGGGACCAGUGGGUCUGGACAAGAUGCUGGUAGAUGAUGUUGGGGACGUGACAGUGACCAAUGAUGGUGCGACCAUCCUGAAGCUUCUGGAGGUGGAGCACCCGGCUGCCAAGGUUCUGUGUGAGCUGGCAGACUUACAGGACCAGGAGGUCGGGGACGGAACCACUUCUGUGGUGAUCAUCGCAGCUGAGCUACUGAAGAAUGCUGAGGAGCUGGUACGUCAGAAGAUCCACCCCACCUCCAUCAUCAGUGGAUACAGACUGGCCUGCAAGGAAGCAGUGAAAUACAUCCAGGACCACCUGACCAUCAACACAGACGAGCUGGGGAGGGAGUGUAUCAUCAACGCAGCCAAGACAUCCAUGUCUUCAAAACUGAUUGGAGCUGAUUCUGAAUUUUUUUCCAACAUGGUUGUGGAGGCAGCCAAUGCAGUGAAGAUGAGUGAUGGGAAGGGGGGAGUGAAAAUCCCCAUUAAAGCAGUGAACGUACUGAAGGCCCACGGCCGCAGUGCUAGGGAGAGCAUCCUCGUCAAUGGUUAUGCUCUCAACUGCACUAUUGCUGCCCAAGUUGGCAUGCCAAAGAAAGUGACCAAUGCAAAGGUGGCUUGCCUGGACUUCAGCCUCCAGAAGGCCAAGAUGAAGUUGGGUGUCCAUGUACUUAUCAACGACCCUGAGAAACUAGAUGCCAUUCGUCAAAGGGAGUCUGACAUCACCAAGGAGAGAGUGGAGAAGAUCCUGGCCACAGGUGCAAACGUGGUGCUGACCACAGGGGGCAUCGAUGACCUGUGUCUCAAGUACUUCAUGGAGAAGGAUGCCAUGGCUGUGAGGCGCUGCAAGAAGUCGGACCUCAAGAGGAUCGCCAAGGCAACUGGAGCCACCCUUGUAAGCAGCCUGGCCAAUCUGGAAGGAGAAGAGUCGUUCGACGCCUCCCUUCUGGGUGGUGCUGAUGAGGUGGUGCAGGAGAGGAUCUCUGAUGAUGAGCUCAUUCUUAUCAAGGGGCCCAAGGCUCGUUCAGCCAGCUCUAUCAUCUUGAGAGGUGCCAAUGACUUCUACUGUGAUGAGAUGGAGAGGUCUGUACACGACGCGCUGUGUGUGGUCAAGCGUGUGCUGGAGUCUAAGACCAUCGUACCUGGGGGUGGUGCAGUAGAAGCAGCUCUGUCCAUCUACCUGGAAAACUUUGCUACUUCUCUGGGUUCUCGGGAACAGUUAGCUAUUGCGGAGUUUGCCCGCUCUCUGUUGGUGAUUCCAAAGACGUUGGCAGUGAACGCAGCUCAGGACUCCACCGAACUGGUGGCCAAACUGCGGGCCUACCAUAACACAUCACAGAUCAACACAGAACGCAGUAACCUCAAAUGGGUUGGUCUAGACCUGUAUGAGGGCACCAUUCGAGACAACAAGAAGGCAGGAGUCUUCGAGCCAGCCAUGUGCAAGAUCAAGUGUCUGAAGUUUGCCACGGAGGCGGCCAUCACAAUCUUGCGGAUCGAUGACAUGAUCAAGCUGUUGAAGGAGGAGAAGGAGGGAGGAGGAUAUCAACAGGCUUACGAAUCAGGAGCACUGGAGGGUUAAUUUAAUUAUGGAAUUGUUAGGCUAUUUGUGCAUUUCCUUGUGUUUUAUGUGUUUUUGCAUUUGAAGUACACUGUAGCUAGUUUGUCAAUCCUCCUUUGUCCAUCCCCUUUAAAUUUCCAGAAUAAGGCAUUGAAUGAAAUAUAUACUAUGGUGAAUCAAGAGCACUGCACCAAAUUAAGUACCAUCAGUUGCAAGAAAUUUAUUUCAUGUCAGAAAUAUUGAUGAUAAUGUGUGACAACAAGAAUUUGUGUUGUAUUAUUAAUAAAUGCAGUGGCCGUAAAGUUA
Messenger RNA from Branchiostoma floridae (Florida lancelet), 2066 nucleotides. RefSeq names its product T-complex protein 1 subunit alpha-like. Lineage: Eukaryota; Metazoa; Chordata; Leptocardii; Amphioxiformes; Branchiostomatidae. Gene Ontology annotation, biological process: protein folding. The record is from RefSeq and is a predicted model, not a curated record. Gene Ontology annotation, cellular component: chaperonin-containing T-complex. The transcript has 12 exons. Bases 117 to 1781 code for a protein of 554 amino acids. Gene Ontology annotation, molecular function: ATP-dependent protein folding chaperone; ATP hydrolysis activity; ATP binding.